GGGGACAGACUCAGAGCAGUGCAGAGGAGGACUUCAGCCAGAGAGGAGGAGAAUUAAAACCUCAACCUCUCCCCUGCCGGGAUCUCAGAAGAGUUUGACUCAAGAAAAUGUAUUUGGGAGUGCUGAGAGAGUGAGCUGAGAGAUACAGAGAGGAUCAUCUGACAUCUUCUUCAGUCAACAGGUAAAUUUACACAUUUAAACAUUGACUUUCAAUGUGGCUUCAAGUUCUUGUGCUUUUUGUUCAUGUUUGGGUCUUAAAGUUUGAACAGUUUCACUUUAGAUGAUGCUUUUAUUUGUGCAUUUUUUUCUAAAGAGAGCACUUGUUCCAUUACUUAAGAAAUUAUCCUAAAACAAAAGACAGAAAACUCCAUUACAAACCAGGACAUUACUGUGUUUUAUACCUUAUUAUCCUGAGUUUGUGUAAGAGGGUGAAAGAGGAGCAGCUGCACAAGUCAGGAGUCAAACUUUGUAAGUGGUUUUUCAGUUAGCACUCACUCCCAACUGUCUGCAUACUGUUUCCUGCAUUGCCUGUUUGCACAUCCACUAUCUGUUCAUGCUCACGUUCAGUUAAACUGCCUCUAACAGACCCCCCCCCCCCUCCCCAAACAGCAGGUAGAUCAAGUUUCAUUUACUUUUCAGGCUGAGAACAGGUAGGACAGCAUUAGAGACGAUGCUUUUGAACCCAACGUGCAGCUGAAAGCACACCCAGGCGAGCUUGAGACAAAGGGGCUUAAAAAAGAAAACAUGAUGGUUAAGAGAUGUCUAAAUUUGACUAAUAACCAAAGCAGCUCACGUGGCCUCAGCGGGCUGAUUUGUAUAUUAGUGGGUCAGUAGGACAAGUAAGGAAAACAUCAGCUCCAGAAAGAGAUAAGGGACCAUAAAAAGCAGCAGCUCAAAGUAGAAAACCUAUAGAGAGAUAAUUGAAGCACCUCCUACAUGUUUGAAGUUAGUCCUCGGAGUCCAGCUGCAGCUCAGUCUGAGUUACUGAUUGACUCUGCUGUACAUUAUACAUUUUACCACCCUCUAGUCUGGCCUCCUCGUGGACCCUGGGCUUUAUUUAUUUGUUUUUCAAUGAAAGCUAAAAUAUCUUUUUUUGUAUACAUUAUAAAUGAUGAAAAACUAAGAAAAACUCAUGAUAAAUGUCUAAGUAUUCAGUAGCAUCAACACCUCCUGUGUGGAGUGUUUUCCAGUUAUCAAACAUACUGACUUGAAUAUGAAUGUCCUCAUCGUGUAAACAAAAGCAAACGAGGUCAUCAGCUUCAACACUGACAUAUUCAAUAUUAUGAUUUUUUACGCAUGAAACCAGAUAAAGGGGGCAGGUCCCAGCAGAGCAUUUGGAGAAACAAACAGUUUCUUAUGUUUCUACGUAAAACAUUCAAAGUCUGUGACACAUUCGACUGUCCUGAGCCAGGCAGGAUGAGAUUUGUAAUCAGAGGACACGAUAUGAUACGAUACAAUUACGGUAAUAAAAGACAUGGUAAUACUUUAAGAUUUUGAGCCCCUGGGGAAAAUUUUUGUUGGACUAAAGUGCUGCAUAUACUCAAAAUAUAUUUAAAUUAACAGUAACCCACAUGCAACCGGUAAAACACAAAUCAAAAAGACCACAAGUUUAGUGAUAAAGACUGCACGUUACCCAUAUUGUGCAAGAGGAAGCGAAAAGGAAGAGAAAGAUAAGGAACAUCAUGAUGCUAUUGCACAAGCCCCAGGGCCUUAAGAAAUUUAAGUUGACGUGACAAAAGGAGCUUUAGCCACUGAGAGUGGGUUAAAUCUCUUGGUGACAAAAUUUGAGCAAAAUGCAUGUGUUUCAAACCUGCAGUUUUUGUAGCAGCCAGCAGAGAGCAGCUCAACUAGUUGUAGAGAAAAAAAAAAAAAUGCAAUUCACCAAUGGAUGGUGUUGGAGUGGUUACAUUAACCUUAUACAUGCAAUUUAUAGGAGCGGGUUCAGUGUGGGUUUAACAGCUGAGUUUUUGCUUGUAUUAGGUGCCACAAAUGUUAUUUUCCAUUCCAUUUUCUUUGGGGCAUAAAAGUGACAAAGACCAAACAACAAAAGGACAGUAAAGACGCCCUCCCCCAGAAAUGAAAACUGAGACAUCCCUAAACCUCGACAAAGGAAGCCACACCCGAACCCAGAGCAGUUACAAAGCAGCGUCUUAUCAAAAGAAAACAAAUGAAAAACCAUGUCAUAUAAAAAAGCUAAGGUGUACACACCCAACAUCACAGACUAAUUUAACUGUUUAUUUUUCUGGGUGACUGCCAGUACUACCAACUCUGCAUCUCCUGAACGUUAUUGAGAGUAAAAAGCAUAUUUGCAACUUUGUAAGAUAGACAGGGAUUUUAAAAGGCAGCUCUGGACAGUAGUUGUGCAUCUUCUUGACUUUGUCGAAAGAUAAAAAUUGAGAUAAGUCAGUCGGCACUGUAAAUAAAUGAGGAAUUGAGAUAUAUUAAUUUUACUGGGAGCAAAAUUUAUAGCUAACACACCAGGAGUGACAGUGAGGGCAGAGCUCGGCAGGCGUGACGUUUGUUUGACCUGAGCCAACAAGUUCAAAGCUAAUUGAUUUGAUUAUUAAACUACAAAAAAAGGUCAAACAUUGGGGCUAUAAAUGCAGUCCUGAAGAUUUGAUUAAAAACGUUAUAUCAUAUGAAGCCUGCCUCUUGUCUGGACUGUUGAAGGAGUCAUUAGGAGUGCAAAGGAGCAGAGCCUGAGGCUGGUGCCAAAACUGCUUUCAGCUGGUUGACAUCUGACAAUGUCAGACUGUUCAGUUGCUAUUUACUUAAAGCUCAUUCUGCUGGUAACAUGGCCCGGGGCUUUGGAAAACAGUUCCUCUCUUUUAAAGACCUUGAGCUUGAUCCCUCGACCCAUGAAUGAAGUGAAGCAGAUACUGAUUAACCUAAUUUGAACCUCCAUAAGAUGUAAAUAGACUAUUCUAGUUAAACCAAUGCUAGGAUUCUGCCAACCUGCCUUUCUAUAGAGAACCAAGGACAAACUGCAGCUGCACUGAAUUGCUGCUAUCAGCAUCCAUUCAAAUGCAAACUGCUUUAUUUGAACAAAAUUACCACCAACUUUGCAGAGUGAAGUGAAAAACUGGAGACAAGUGACAUAAGUGCUGCAUCAGUCUCCAUUUUACUGCUUUGUUCGGUUAGAUUUUUACUGCUUGUGCUUCCCUUUCAUUACUUUACUCAUUCACCACACACAGCUUUGCAUGUGUGUUUCAUUUUUUAUCGGUUUCCUUGAAAUUUUACUAGUUACUUAACUUUCACUGGAUGCACAUGUGUUUUAUUGUCAGUGACUGUUAAGAUGAGGUGAAUAAAAACAAACCUUUAACUGUGAGUUAAAUUUUAACCUGAGUAACAUUGGUACGGGACGCUCCAGCACAUAACCACACCCCGUAGCUUAUUUUUAACCAUUAGGGAAAUCAAGACUAGAUCAGGGCUCAGGGGGAAGCUCGAAACUGAUAGGUCAGGUGUAAUUAUCCUGAAGAAUCUGUCCUCAUCCCACUAAAGCAUGUAAGAAUUCAGCAGAGACUCAGAGAGCGAGAGUUGGCAGCGCAGGAAUUUCAAGGGUAGAUGGAGCGAUUAGACGGGGAACAAGCAGGUACUUUGUGUAGAUGGGAAUUCUGGGGUAGGGCCAACCCUGAGGGCACAGAGAGAAGAACACCUGUGUUCAAACCAUCCAUCAUAUCUAAAACACAGACCCCUUCACAUUAGGGGCUUUCAUUACCUAACCCUUAACCCCAACGGGAGGGUUUUCACCAUUAAAUAUCUUGUCAUCCCAAAGGAGACAAGGCUAGAAAAUAAGGAAGCUUACAUCGUGACGCUGCAACUUUGAAAAGCUGUGAGCAUCAGAAGCUAGCUUUGUGAGUUCAAGAGGCACAGCAUCUGGAAGUAACCUUUAGUUUUUUGAUGCUAUUUGUCAAACAUGCUAACAUUUGAUAACUUGACUUGUUAGUAUGCUGUGGUAAGACCCAGUGCAAAAUACCUGCAGUUCCUCAAGUGUCCACUUGAGGCUUGUGCAAAACCAAAGGAAUCCCCAUUAACGCUCAUGCUCAAACAUCAUUUCUUCAUCUGUACCCCGUGUAUAGGGUAGAGGUCAUUUCUAUGAAUUAAUUUGAAGAUAUAACUCUAGAGGUACAACUUGUAAGAUACUCUUGGUAUGACAUACUUAAUUACACAAGACUUAUUUGCAAGUUAGUAGAAGUAAAGCUUUCUUUCGUUAAAUCAGCAUUUCUAAUAUCACAGCCACCAAAGUUUAGCUGCAAAACUGCUUUUCAGAAACCAGUGGGUGAUGUUGCUAUACACCCAUCUCUUACAAAGUCAAUAUUUAAGGCGAUGAGGCAGACACAUUAGCAUUUUGUUUAACUUGGCUGUGAUUAGCCUAGGUGUGAAUUUUGGCAUGUGUUAACUUUUCAAAAGACAUCUGCUUUUGAGCGACCUCUGUCUUAUAAAAUCUGGUGUGUCCAACAGAGGCGACGUACCUACAUCAUUUUAGAGUAAACUCACCAAUGCUUGCGUCAUCACUCAUUAGAAAACGUGCAUUCUUAGUUUUGACCCCCAAAAGUGAGGUGAAAGUAUGUGAAAGUACAGACGGCAGCAAAGAAAACAAUACUCUGUUUUAUAUCAUCAGUUAGAUUGCGUGCUCUGAGACUGUGAGGACAUUAAGUUUGCUCUCUGUGUUCAGGUCAUGAGCAAACAAAACAUCAACUGUUUACAAUGAUUCACAUCUACAAAUGUCCUACUCUCUGCUGCUGCUGAGCUCAUGGGAAAAUGAGUUCUUAACAUUUUUGGAAUUUAGGCACUGCAACCACAAACCUGAACCAGCACAGAUCCCUCUUUGGGCGGGAAGAUUCAUUCUUAGAUGUUUAACUCUGUUUGGAUGAAGGGUCUAAAAUGCGGCUUAUAUGAUCCUUUCUCACUCAGGACAUGGUACAUGAAUGCAGUCGUGAUUGUAAAUCUUAUGUUCACUGAGGAACAGAGUGUCCUGAAGAUGAAUCACAGUCUGUACCUUCAAAAUAAGGCAUGUCUACAUUCCAUACAGCAGCCGAGUUGACAUGUAGACUCAUUUAACCACCUCAUUGUUUGUGCUCGAUUUUACGCUUUAAUAGAGGGAACCCAGCGUUACACACCUGACACAUUUGACCUGUUUCGCAUCAUGCCUGUGAUUGUAUUACUUAUUAACAGGCCAAAUCCUGUCAGCUUUGUGAUAUUAUGUGUGCUCUGCAUGAGGGUGAAAAUAGUUUAAAGUUCAGCUUCGGAGGAAAUGUGUCCUGAUUGACUCAAAGCUUGUCGGGAUUAGGUUGUGUGUGACGAACAUGGUUUGGAUUUGCCCAAACUGUUUUCAUGAUAACACCAGAAAAAUCAAAAUUAAUCUCUGCUUCUCUUUCAAGGGAAUCCAGAGGUCAGGAACAGACCAAGAGGAGGGAGGGCAAGGACAGAGGGUCCAAAAAGACUCAACAAAGGAGAGGGAGGUGUCACAUUACUGAAGAUGGAGGAGUCUCCACAGAUCUGGCACGUGCAGGUCGACUCUCCUGGAGAGCAAAAGAAGGUGUCGAUUGUUGGUCAGCCGGAGUGCUCCAUCUGCUACAACACCUACGACAAUGUCUUCAAAACACCCAAGCUGCUGGAUUGCACCCACACCUUCUGCCUGGAGUGCCUCUCCCGCCUCAUGGCAUUCUCUGUGGCCGACCAGGAUGAAAACACCGGCGGGACUCGCCUCUCCUGUCCCUUCUGCCGUCAGCCGACCACGCUGCCUGAAGAGGGACCCCCGGCCUUGACCACCAGCCGGGAGGUCCUCUGCAAGCUGCCUAGCCACCAGCAGCAGGAGGAGCCCGUAUGGCUGGACGGGGAGAAGCUCUGCUAUAAAACGAGGCACGACGCCCCCGACAGCCCCACGGCCUUCUGCGUCUGCAUCGACAUUGGAGCCACCAAAGCCGCUGCUCCGGUCCAGUCGCAGCCUCGGACUUUGGGCUUUCUGGAUCGGCUGGCAGACUGGAAGAGGAUGGUGCUCUUCAUCAUACUCAUGGUGCUGCUGGUUGUCGUGGUGUUGUGGCCUCUGCAAUGUGUUUUCACCACUGGGAGCAUGCGCUGUAUGCGGGAGGCAACCCCUAACCCAACUCAAGCUCCAAUUCCCGUCACCGUCAGUCCGCAACCCAGGUCUGUUCUGUCUGAGUGAAAUCCUAAACUGGAUGGACUCGACUUUAAAUGUACAUAACACUGUAUUUGACAGAGACAUUGUCAGUUUUGCUCACAAUUGCACAAAAAGUUGCUGAAUACAACUGUCAACACCUCAGACGUUCAACCCUGAUGUUCAAGAUUUAAGGAUGUUGGACUAAAAUGAUCCUGUGGUGAAUCUGACAGAGUCCAAAUAAAAAAGGGCUGGAGGAGAAAUAGACUGCAAAAAUUAUACUGAAUGAAGAGUUUUUGUUUCUUUUGCUUUCAGAAUGAUAUGAAGUAGUUUGAAUCUUAAACUUCUAAUCACUCAUAAAUCUACAAACAGAAGCUUUAAAAGUGAAGAAAAUCCCUGUCAAACUCCACAAAAGCAGCACUGAACUAAGACUGAUGAAACAACUCAAAGAUGAACUCUGACAUGAAGCUUUUCUCAAAUCAAUUCCAGUGACGAACACUUUUUGCACUUAAUCAACUUGAUCGACUUUAUACACAAAUGUUUCACAGAGUUUGUUGUUAUUUUCUUACUCUUUGUGGACACAGAUUACCGGGAACAUGAGUGGGCGGAUAUGUAGAAACUGAUGGAGAAGUGAUGCAGAAGCUCGCCACACUCAUGCCAAAAUAUGAUGCUUAAAUUCUGACUGUUGUUGAUUUAAUGUGAACCUUGCUAUGCAAAUAUCAUGUUGGCUGAAGAACAGUAAACAGUCAAGAUUCAAGAAAAGAAUGUAAUCAUGAUGUGCCAACUAAGAACUUUAUAGAACUGUACAUUUGAUAGGUGUUUUGAUGAGUCUUUGUUUACAGAACUAAAAUAAAAGAUGACAAAUAAG
Messenger RNA from Xyrichtys novacula (pearly razorfish), 6986 nucleotides. Lineage: Eukaryota; Metazoa; Chordata; Actinopteri; Labriformes; Labridae. The record is from the annotation of a GenBank genome assembly.